UUUUUCAAAAGCCAGCUCAUGAUAUCAAUAUAUAUAUAUAUAAAUAUAUAUUUUUAAUCCAGAAAAGUUUCAAAUAUUUUGCCUUUACCUUUUCUAAAAAUCUUGUAAGAUUUAAAAGUGAACAGAUUACGGGAUUGUUGUAAUCCUCGAUUCUGCCUCAAGUGGAUCUUUUGUUUUCACACUUUCUCUUUUUUUUUGUCUAUUAGCCUGAUUCCUUAUUUGCUGGUGUUACAGAUAGCCACACCUCCAGGCCAGCGGGGGCAGUGUUACCUUGGAGACUGAAAAAGCAGACACCAAUCACAAGCAAGUCCGAUUCAAAUGCCUUUUGUGUCUCACUCUGUUGAUGCCUUUCCUGCCCUCGACUAACACAACUUGCUCUGUUUUCGAGUGUCGCCAUCACACUGUUGGAGUCUCUCUCUCUCUUUUUUAUUCACUUCUCCACCAUAUUUCGGCAUCCUCAAGAAUUCUCCUAAAAGGAAAAAGAAAUUAGCCAAACUCAAACCAAACUUGAAACUGCUUGGAAACGACAUUCCUGAGCUGUCAGUGUGCCAAGGACUUUCACGGGGCAUCGUGGAGAAGGCUGUCUGUAGAACAGUGCCUGUAACUCGUGACAGAAGUUGGCCAUUAAUGUGGUGAAUACCUCGAUCAUCUGGUGGAAACCUGCUGCUUCAAAUUCUACUACUGGUUCUGCUUGGAUCACAGGGCUCUGAAACGUCCCUGCUGAGGGACUAUUCAAAUAGAGAGCAGAGAUUAACACACACACACACACACACACACACACACACAACUGAAAAGCUUCUUGUACAGCCAUAGACUAAACACUUUAGAUGAACUGAAAAUCUCAGGACACUUGGAUUACUGGGCUAAAAGGAAAGCAAAAAUACAAAUUAUCAAACUGACUAAAGACUGCCGUAGAGCUUCCUACACUGGCAGCGUGGACUCGUAAAAAGUAUCCCAGGAAGAAGUUAACGAGAUCUUCCUAAGGGCCAGACGAUUGAAUCCCCCUUCUCAUCUUGCACGGCCGUCUGUCCAACUGAAGGAGAAGAGUGGCCAUUUCUGAACUCGGCCACCCAUUGUGACCUAUUGGGGUUUAAGGGACGCUAGUACUUUCAAUCAAAGUAGAUCUCAGGUGCGAGUAUGCUUUGGGUCGCUCUCUGCUGCUCCACAAUGCACUGCUUUCAGGCUCCUCUCGUUUUGCUGCUUGGACUCUCCCUGGCUUCAGCUACAACGAACCGUCCUGGGGUCCAGCACGUGCGUGAAGUCAGGCCAGUCCCCGUCUCACCCUUUCUCGCUCAUAUUAAGAGGGUGCCCAUGGCCGAAGAUGGGCCACUACACCCUCUUCCUCAGAGAGCACCUCAGAAGAAUGGGACUUGGAUGGGGGCGCUGGUUCCUCCACCCAAGACUGCCACCAUACCAGUGGGUGAAGUCUGUUGGGGCUACUAUGAUGUUAUGGGUCACUUUGACUUGACCUUCAAUUGCUCGACUAAUACUUAUCUCUAUUGCUGCGGCACCUGUAACUAUCGUUUCUGCUGUGAACAUCGUAACAAGCGGCUCAACCAGAGUCUCUGUAACAACUACAUCACUCCUGUGUGGGCCAAUUCUGCUCCUACACAAAGUGCGCCAUUUGGUCCAGGUCAGGAUCCUGGUUUGAACUCAUUGAAGAAUCAGGGCAGCAGCACGGUGUAUGUGAUUGGGGGAGUAUUGUCAUUCACAUUGGCCGUUGCUGUUGGGAUGAAGGUAGCCUUCCACAAGGCAUCGAGAAGACCAAGACCCAGAGACAUCAACAUGCCAAGAGCCCUGGUCGACAUCUUGCGCCAUCAGUCUACGCCUUCAGAGCAUGGAGAGAGGAACAACAGCACCGUGCUGGGAUCUUCGGGCCAGGAUACUGGAAGUUCACAUCCUCCGAAGAACCUCUACACUCCUGCACUUCCGAGUAAAGACAAUCGAAUUGGAAAUAUGCAUCACAAUUUCAUCCAUCUCUCCGGGCAGAGUCCAAAACACACUGGAACUAUGGAGAGGCUACCAAGGAUGAACAACGCACAGCUGGCUUCAGGCACGCUACUUUCCAACAAGCAUAACAACACGAGUGGAGGGAGCUCCUCGUCACACCCUUUCUCGCACUCUUUAUACAAUUUGGCUCAACUUCCUCCCUCGUAUGAAAGUGCGAUGAAGCCAGAGAUCAACCGCUACAGCUCCCUCAAGCGACUGGAAAAGGACCUCGACGACUCCUCUGGUUACUACACUUCGAAGCGUCGGGGAGGAACCAAUGCGCCCCCCUCUUUCCACUCCUCGCAGCACCACCUCUACAUUGGAGGGGGAGGGGACUACACUUUAGGGGGUCGUGGCACGUUGCCCUUGCAUGCUAUGCGCCCUCGUAUCCAACAGAACCCUUACCCUGCCACUCUGCAACACCCCAACCUAGACACGCUGGUGUCAUCCAAGCCCCCGCGCAGAGUCAUGUCGCAGGACCAGCUCUUGGUUUUUGGUGAGGGAAACACCGUGCCCAACGUAUCGAGUGUGCAGAUGGGAACCCUGGGACGCCUGAAUAAGAAUCAGCAGCUGCAGCAGCAACAGCAACCGCCGCAGCAGCAGAUCCACCAGUCGUCCCAGUUCCAAAAGCACCAGAAUCCUGCCCCUUACCCUUCCCAAACCCUACGGAAGUCCCACGAGCGGCUGCUGUCGCCAGACCGUGGCACGCUGCCACGACUCUCUGCCCACCAGAAAGCCCAGUCUCAGCAAAAUGUCUGCGUCACCCCUUCGCUGGACCGUCACCACAUGAUCAAGAUGAACUCUCAUCCAACCUCGGGGAGGGAGGGACAGCAGCGUGCAGCAGAUGUUGGCGCGCAGGCGCCAGGGAUCUGGGGGGAUGCCUUAGCAGGAGGGACGGGCACCCUGGGCCACAGUGCUCGCAGGAUGGCCUUUGCUAACAAAAGGCAGAACACCAUCGAGCAACUGCACUUCAUCCCAGGGGGCAACCAGGGAGGAACACAGAGCCGUCAGAUGAGAACGGGAAGUAAGAAUGAGGUGACAGUGUAAGAGAGGACAGAGUGGGGGUACGGGAGGGUGACGGAGGGGUUAGUGGGUGAAGCAAAGGGGAUAUUAAUUUAAAGGUACGGGGGGGGGGAGAGAAAGGGAGCGAGUGCUGAAGUACUCAGCCAAUUCAAAGAGAAAUCCUUUCAGCCAUAAUUUAGUGCCAUAUCAGAGGGAAGGAGUUGAAAAAGGGCGUAAAUAACGUAUUUGAUCAUUUUAUGGAGCCAUAACUGAGAGAGUGAAAGGGGGGGUGUGGGGGGGCAGAGCAGAAAACCCCCAAUCUCUAUCUCUCUCUCUCUCUCUCUGCUCUGCUUUGGCGGCGCAGACAUGGAGGGGCGUCCGGCUGGACUGUCUUCUCUCAAACCCGCCGUCAGUCUGUUUUCUUUGCUAUGUUCAGUCAUUCAAAGUUUUUCAACGAGCUUUAUUAGAUUUUGCAAAUUGUUAUUGAUUUGUUUUUAUCUUUUUCUUUCUUUUUUUUUGGAAAGGGAGACCGAGAUCUUUUUCUUUUCUUUUUCUUUUUUUUCUAUUCAGUGUUCAGUGAAGAGAUUUACAUUGAGAAUGUCGAAAAGGGAAAAUGGCGAUGGCAGUGCAGACCGCUCUCGUAGCGCACUUUGCAUGCAGUUUUUCCGCAAACUGGUGAUGAGGUCAUUCUGUGAUUGUGUGUGAUCCAAUCAGAGAGCUUCAUAUUGAAAUGAGUUCUCUUUCUUUAAAUGUGCUGGGAGCCGGGGAAUGAUCACCUUAGCAGGAUCUUUUGAAAAAAGAGAAAUAUCUGGCAG
Molecule: messenger RNA, 3806 nt
Organism: Polypterus senegalus (gray bichir)
Lineage: Eukaryota; Metazoa; Chordata; Cladistia; Polypteriformes; Polypteridae
Product: protein shisa-7-like
Exons: 5
Coding region: 1138-3036 (632 amino acids)
Biological process (GO): regulation of short-term neuronal synaptic plasticity; regulation of AMPA receptor activity
Cellular component (GO): postsynaptic membrane; AMPA glutamate receptor complex; postsynaptic density
Source: RefSeq, a predicted model, not a curated record